CGGGCGGGUGCCGCGAGUCCCGCGGCUGUGCAGUCCGGCGCGAGCGGCGACCACAGGCGGCCCGCCAUGGCGGCUUCGGCUCUGCUGCUCUCAGGGUUGGCAACUCUCGUAUACGCCGCUGACUGGAGCUACUCGGGAGCGAACGGGCCGGACCACUGGGGGGCGACCUGUCGCACGGGCAAGAGGCAGUCUCCCGUGGACCUCGCCCGCUCCGCCGCCGCCGAGGGACACUUCCACGACCUCGCGCUCUCCAACUACGACCAGGCGGUGGCCGUCAACGUCACCAACAACGGACACACAGUUCGCCUGGACGUGGAGCAGCCGUGCUCCAUGCUGCUGGCGGCGGGCGGACUGCCGGGGCUCUUCCGACUGGAGCAGAUACACUUCCACUGGCCGUCGGAGCACACCCUGGACGGCAACAGGUGGCCACUGGAAAUUCAUCUGGUUCACUACGACCUGAAAUACUCCAGCAUUGCAGAGGCCGUGAAAUACCGAUGGGGUGUUGCAGUUUUAGCAAUUCUUUGCCACGAGGACGAGCUGGGAGGCGAGGCGCUGGGCCCCUUGCUGCGCGCGGUGGGCCAGGUGGAGAGGCAGGUGGGCGCGACCACCAGGCUGCCGCAGAGGCAGGCGCCCGCCUCCUUCCUGCCGCGCGACCUCGCGCGCUGGUACCGCUACGAGGGCUCGCUCACCACCCCGGGCUGCGACGAGACCGUGGUGUGGACCGUGCUGCGCGCCUCGCUGCCCGUCUCCCGCGCCCAGAUCGCCCACUUCCAGCGGGUGCUGUCGAAGCACGGGCGGCUCCAGGCCAACAACCGGCCACUGCAGCCGCUCAACGGCCGCGCCGUGCACCUGCAAGAUGGGCCGUGGAAUGCGGCGGCCGCAAUGCCCGAGACGAGAACCGCGGGGCUGGCGGCGCUGGUCGCGCUCCUGGCGGCGACACUCUAGACUGCAUUGCCGAUCCGGCCGCAAGCUGUUUGUUCACGGGAAGCCUACGAUUCACUCGUCCUCCUGGACAUACCCGAAUACUCGCGUUGGCAAGCCUUCUUUUCACAUACGAGAGAGCCAAACCCGAAGUUCCCCGAAGUUCAUGUUCGCUUUUUUUUUCGUACCACAACAGGUGUAUUGGUGUAUUUAUUUGGGGGAAACCGUUUACAUGAUUUCACAGUAUCUUUAAUGUAGCUAUCCUACCCAAAUAAACCUCCACAAUGUUUUAAAGUAUUUAUAAUGUAGCUAAUCUUACCUAAUUGACCAUUAGUUAUCAUGAGUUGUAUAUUUAUUUACAAUGAACAAAAAAAACAACCGAAGAUGCACGAUCGGGAGUUUGGCUCUCUCGUCUGUUGAAAAAAGGCUUGCAAAUGUGAGUAUUCGGGUAUGUCCAGAAGGACGAGUGAAUCGUAGGCUUCCCGUUUGUUCACGGCUAAAUCUCUUUUUUUUAAAGGCCCGUUCUACAAUGGCACGUUAACGAAGAUAGAUCUCCCUGACCAGCAUUUUUACAAUAGCGCGCAGACGGAAACGGACCUGUGUGACCAAUAGAAUCCAAGGAUUUGGCUGCGGUGGUAGCCAUGUUUGUUUAUGUUGUAAAUACGUGAAAAAUGUAUAGUGUUAUACUAUUACUUCCUCGUUUAUAUUUAUUUUAUGUGAAUUCUUUCUGUGCUAAACUCUUGAAGCAUAAUAUACAGAGUGUCCGAAAAGUCUUCUCCUGAUUACACUAAUAACAUCGGCUCGAAGUAAGAUAAAAAUAUGAAACUGGUGACAAAAUGUUGAGAAACUAUCCAAGUUUUUUUUUUAAACAUCAGUACACGUCCACGUGAGCCUCUUUGGUAGCACGUAGCACAUCUAGUCGAUAUUCAAUUUCCGUCCACACAUUAGCCAACAUCACUGGAGGGAUCGAUGCAAUGACUCUGGUUAUCUGGUGUUGCAGGUUUGCAAUAUCUGGUACAUAUGUUAGGUAGACCUCGUCCUUGAAAUAACCCCAUAAAAAGAAGUCUAAUGGGGUUAUGUCAGGAGAGCGUGAAGGCCAAACCGUUGGUCCAUCACGACCGAUCCAUCGUCCAGGAAAGGCACGGACCUCCAAACCCCAAUAAGGUGGUGCACUGUCUUGUUGAAACAUGACAUCGGGGUGAUACUCAAGCAGCUGAGGAACAGCAUAAAGUUGUAACAUGUCCAAAUACACUGGAGAGGUGAUGGUUGCCUCAGCGAAGAAGAAUGGCCCGAUAAUUCUGUCAUGCAAUAGCGUGCACCAAACAUUCACUUUUGGACUUCCUCUGGUACACUCCAUCACCUUGCCAGGGGGCUGUGAACCCCAAAUUCGCACAUUAUGGCAAUUCAUUACUCCACUGACAAAAAAGGUCGCCUCGUCAGAUAAGGCAAUUCAUUGUAUAUAGCCAUUAUCAUCCUCCAUACAUUUCGACCGCAAAUUCAUAUCGACAUGUACUGUCAUUGAGCAACAGAGCCUGAACGAUUUUCACUUUGUAUGCACGAAACAUUAAAAGUUUGUGUAAGAUAUCAUGGAGAGAGCUUUUUGGCAUCUGCAAUUUACGUGAGGCCCUUCGCACCGAUUUCUUCGGACUUCGCAGAAAUGACUCUCUCUCAGCUUCCACACUUUCAGCUGAGGUUGAUGGUCGACCAGACUUCGGAAGGUCAGCAACCGAUAUUACGGUCUUAGAAUCCUCAUACCACGUCUUAAUGCUCUUGACAUCAGGGGGAAUCUUUCCAUAUGUGGUCUGGAAGUUUCUAUGCACUGUUAUUGGUGAUCGUGUCUCGUGGUACCACAGGAGCCGCCCCUUAAUGUCAGGCGCUAGGUAUUAAUUGCGUGACAGGUAGGUGUUACACACUUCAGUCAGCAGAUGGUAUGCAAUUGAACGUCCGAUGACCCGUGCAUCCUAAUCUAAAGGUAUUUUAACUCACGAAAUCGUCCAAUACUUUACUAUACAACUAAUCAAAACCUUCACAGAUUAACAGGAAGGCAACGAAGUCACUCUCCCUUCAAAUUCUGUUGUCGCUAGAGUAAAAACUGUGUAAAAUUUUACAUGAAACUGUUGAUUGUUUCAUCUCCUCUUAAAAGUUUACUAAAAACAUAUCAUUUCAUACAUAACGAUUUGUGAAACAAUGUUUCCUUCUUUCUUGCUAUAUAAAAUUGUACAUACAUAACUUUAUUAUUCUUAAGUGAUAUAGCAAUAAGUAAUUUAAUAAACUUUGUUUAUUUUUUUUAAUGUUCGAUAAGAGGAUAAAAUGUAUUAAACUAUGUAUAUAAAUAAACUUUAUGAGAAAA
Bacillus rossius redtenbacheri is the source of this 3271-nucleotide messenger RNA. RefSeq names its product carbonic anhydrase-like. Gene Ontology annotation, molecular function: zinc ion binding; carbonate dehydratase activity. The transcript is spliced from 7 exons. Bases 67 to 945 code for a protein of 292 amino acids. Gene Ontology annotation, cellular component: plasma membrane. The record is from RefSeq and is a predicted model, not a curated record. NCBI's taxonomy places the organism in Eukaryota, Metazoa, Arthropoda, Insecta, Phasmatodea, Bacillidae. Gene Ontology annotation, biological process: one-carbon metabolic process.